Messenger RNA from Phodopus roborovskii (desert hamster), 2154 nucleotides. RefSeq names its product F-box protein 43 (gene Fbxo43). The transcript has 4 exons. Lineage: Eukaryota; Metazoa; Chordata; Mammalia; Rodentia; Cricetidae. Gene Ontology annotation, biological process: negative regulation of meiotic nuclear division; regulation of mitotic nuclear division. The coding region runs from base 8 to 1972 and encodes 654 amino acids. The record is from RefSeq and is a predicted model, not a curated record. Gene Ontology annotation, cellular component: nucleus. Gene Ontology annotation, molecular function: zinc ion binding.
CUUGAAGAUGUCCCAAAGGCACUCAGCCAGCCAGGGAGCAGGCAGCAAAGUGGACUCCCCUGUUGUCAAGUGGCCCAGCCUCAGAGACUUUGGUCUUACAUCUUCCUUUCAACAUGAGUUGUCAGAGACUUGCAGCUUCAAUAGGAAAGAGAAAGACCCAGCGUUAACCUGUGGGCAUCUUGAAACUCCAAGCCGAGGCUCAGGCAAUCCCGCAGCAUCUCCCACUCAGAGAAGGAAACCUGUGUUCUCAAGGAAGGAGAAGGGGGGAAGCCCAGAGCUCUGCGAGACCCCCAAAGCCAGAAGGAAACCGCGCCUCUUACGCAGGCGGCUUGAUCUAUCUUUCACGCUUCUGAAGGGGGACUCUGACCCUCAGAACGGUUCUCUGGAAAGCAGCGCAAGAUACGUUCUUAGCCCAGGAAAGCAUAUCACAGACAGCACUUCCGGUUUCACAAAGCAGGACAACUUUAGUCCAUUAGUUAUCAGCACAAUAAAAACAGAGGAUGCGACUUCCAGCAGCCAGAGCUCAAGGUUAAGCUUUUCCCAGCACAAGACUUCCACAAUCGAUGACUCCACGGAAGAAUGUGGUUUAUUCGAAGUGGAGUGUCUAUCUCCAAUUCAAGGUGAUGAUUUUAAAGGUUCUAUUACACACGACUUUAGCGACAGCAGUUUAAGUGUUAGUGAUGAGAACACAUGUCCGGAACUUCUAGGCUCCUCUGGUAGCCAGACAUCCUCUGGAGCAAAUGUAACCACAUCUGUAACUCCAGUGAGUAGUUGCAUAUCAAAAAUUAGAUUUAAAGGGAGCCAAGCACUUUCUUCUUCAGCAGAGGUGCGAGACAGCGUUUCCACACCCGAAGACAGUGGUUUUAGCUCCCUUACCUGGGAUAAGUCAGAAGAUUCCCUCUCCGACCAAGAGGGCUCUUUGCAAGAGCUGUUUCAGAAGCACAGGGGAACUCCCAGAGCGGGGGACCUGACAAGAAAGCCAAAGCAUCUUGGAAGGCAGAGAAGACUGUCCACCCUCCGGGAGCAAGGCUCCCAGUCAGAGACAGAAGAUGAAGAGCAAAUGGUCCCUGCAGUGGGCGCUGCUUCAGGCAUCUCGGGGGAUCCGCGAGGCUCCGAUAUGAAGAUCUGGGAUUCUACUCUAAGCUUUAAGAACUUAUCAAAUACCCCAGCCUUACAGUUAGUGCACGAGCUCUUUGUUAAAAGCAAAAGGAAGCGAUUCCCGCGGGAGGAUGGCCAGGAGUUCUUUGAGGAAAGGCACGAGGGGACAAUAGGCAGAUUGCAGUGUAUUCUGGCCGGACUGAUUGGCAAGAAGAUGGGCAUAGAGCAGCUGGAUAUCUUAACAGAAUUACAAUAUAGAAAUUUAAAGCAUGUCUUAGCUAUGGUUUUAGAUUCCUUGACUUCAGAGAGUUUAUACAGUGCCUGGAACGUCAGCAGAAACUGGCGUGAAAUUGUGGCUCAGGAUAAAAGGGCAAACGAGAGGAGGAAACUUUAUAUCAUACAGCUGAAGGCAGGUGCUCAGGCGGCUGUGUUACACGUUCGUGAGGCUGGCACUCGGCUCCAGCUCCUAAAUCGCUCGGCCUUAAGAUCAGUGCAGGCACAGGCACCGGCUGCCACUUCUCAGAAGGAGCAAGCGCCGACUCUGUCCCCUUGGGGAGAUGUUUUGACACCUGUAGCAAGUUCCUCCCUCACCCACCUAAGGAGUAAACAGGAUCAGUAUGUGAAGGUUGCCAGGACGCUUUUCAGUGAUGAAGCCCUAAAACCUUGUCCACGGUGCCAAUCCCCUGCUAAGUACCAGCCAUAUAAGAGAAGGGGGCUGUGCAGCCGUUUGGCCUGUGGCUUUGACUUUUGUGUGUUAUGUCUGUGCGCUUAUCAUGGGUCGGAAGAAUGCAGAGGAGGGCCCGCAAAGCCGCGGAGUACUAAAGAUGCUUUGCCAGGGAGUGCCCAAAGCAAGCGGAAUUUAAAACGGCUCUAAGGAGAGACUGCUGGCCCGGUUCCGUCUGACUUAAAAUUAUGACUAUUUUGAACACAUGCAAAUCUUCCCGUUGAUGAUAGAUGAUGAUUUAUUUCCUGUUUUAUAUAUGUUAUAAUGCACCCCAUUGUAUAUUUUCUUUAAAGCGAUGAGUUUUGAGAGAAUUUUAUUUUAGUAUUUCAUAU